GACCUGGUACCUCUUUUGUGAAGCGGCAGCUGAGGAGACUCCGGCGCUCGCCAUGGCCGACGAAAAACCCAAGGAAGAAGUCAAGACUGAGAACAACGAUCAUAUUAAUUUGAAGGUGGCGGGGCAGGAUGGUUCUGUGGUGCAGUUUAAGAUUAAGAGGCAUACACCACUUAGUAAACUAAUGAAAGCCUAUUGUGAACGACAGGGUUUGUCAAUGAGGCAGAUCAGAUUCCGAUUUGACAGGCAGCCAGUCAAUGAAACAGACACACCUGCACAGUUGGAAAUGGAGGAUGAAGAUACAAUUGAUGUGUUCCAGCAGCAGACAGGAGGUGUCUACUAAAAAGGGAACGUGCUACUUUACUCCAGAAUUCUGUUCCUCCAGACCAAGAAGACAUUCUCAAUUAGAAAACAGCAAUUUGGU
Molecule: messenger RNA, 421 nt
Organism: Hippopotamus amphibius kiboko
Lineage: Eukaryota; Metazoa; Chordata; Mammalia; Artiodactyla; Hippopotamidae
Product: small ubiquitin-related modifier 2-like
Exons: 1
Coding region: 53-340 (95 amino acids)
Biological process (GO): protein sumoylation
Cellular component (GO): nucleus
Molecular function (GO): protein tag activity; ubiquitin-like protein ligase binding
Source: RefSeq, a predicted model, not a curated record